Molecule: messenger RNA, 1110 nt
Organism: Pestalotiopsis fici W106-1
Lineage: Eukaryota; Fungi; Ascomycota; Sordariomycetes; Amphisphaeriales; Sporocadaceae
Exons: 3
Coding region: 1-1110 (369 amino acids)
Biological process (GO): nicotianamine biosynthetic process
Molecular function (GO): nicotianamine synthase activity
Source: RefSeq, a predicted model, not a curated record
AUGUCCUGCAUCCUCGCCCCUGUGCGCUCUCUCUUCUCUUUCAAGGGCGGAAGCAGCAGCAGCAGCAGCAGCCAUAAUACCAAGGACCGGAGCCAGGAUCUUGUGGCGCGCAUCCUCAAGGCCCACGAUGUCCUGAUCGGCCUGGACGACCUCAGCCCUGGCGAGGUGACCAAUAAGACGCUGGGUGAUUUGGUAGCUUUGUGUUGUGAAUCUCAUGAUUCCGCGACCGUCAAAAAGGUCCUUGCCAACCGGCGCAUAGCAAAAAUCCUACCGGCACUGCGACGUAUCUCGUCAGAGUCCGAGUGCUGCCUAGAGACGUACUGGAGCGAGCGCAUCGUCUCAGCGUCCCGGGACCCAGAAGAUGCCCUGCGUCUGCUCCAGUCCUUUCCCUACUACCAAAACUAUGUUGAGCUGGCGCGUCUGGAACUGUGCGCUCUGUAUGCCGUGGAGCCCCUUUUGCCGCGCCGCAUCGCCUUUGUGGGCAGCGGUCCCUUGCCGUUGACGUCCAUGUGUCUCCUGCGGUGCCUUCAUCAUGGCAGCAACAGCGACGAGGAGGAUGCACAAGACAAUGACAACGCCAACAAUAACUGCCACCGCACUCUGGUCGAUGCGUUUGGAGCCAGAAAAAAGAAGGACGAGGACGGCGGCAGUAGCAGCGCCGGCGAUGUCGACGACGACGAUGACGACGACGACGAUGACCUCUCAAAUGUCGAAAAGCUGGUGCCCAGUGUUCUCAACGUCGACAGCAACCCUGCGGCGCUCGCGGCAUCAGAGGCGCUGUGCGAAAAGCUCGGGGUAUGGAGUCGGGGCAUGACGUUCCAGAACUCGGAUGCAAAGCUGGCCUCUGGUCUUGGUGGCUUCGACGUGGUCUUUCUGGCGGCGCUGGUGGGCGUGUCGCCGCGCGAGAAGGAGGACAUCAUUAUCAGCGUCGCACGGCGCAUGAAGUCUGGUGCUCUCAUGGUGGUUCGGAGCGCUCAUGGUCUCCGUACCGUCUUGUACCCGGAGGUAGAUUUGUCUGGUAAUAGGCUACGUGAUGUGCUGCAAGUAGAGACCAUCACGCACCCGUACGGCAAUGUGGUCAACUCGGUUAUCAUAGCUAGGGUAAAAUAA